This is a messenger RNA of Carassius auratus (goldfish), 2016 nucleotides long. It is a transcript of the gene lipca, whose product is annotated as lipase, hepatic a. The transcript has 9 exons. Gene Ontology annotation, molecular function: apolipoprotein binding; lipoprotein lipase activity. Gene Ontology annotation, biological process: lipid catabolic process. The coding region runs from base 139 to 1629 and encodes 496 amino acids. NCBI's taxonomy places the organism in Eukaryota, Metazoa, Chordata, Actinopteri, Cypriniformes, Cyprinidae. The record is from RefSeq and is a predicted model, not a curated record.
CAUCCCCUCUGGGCCAGCUCCCUCCCCUCAGACAGUUUCAAUAAUUGUUCAGUAAUCACCUGCCCUUUCUCUUGCCCGAAAAAAAGAGAGGGAGGAAAUAUUUGGAUUAUCUGUGUGGACUGGUGAAGUGGCCUGAACAUGACGACUCUAAUUAAAAUAGUGUCCUGCUGUCUGAUCAUCUUUCAACUGACUGAUGGAAGGAAAUUUUGGGGUAACAGAGCAGACACUGAGGCUGGAGAGAAGAUGAAGAUCCCCUACAAACCUAAAUCAAUCUUCAGGGUUUACACUGACAGCAUAGAUGAUACAUGCACAGUGGAGCUCUUCAAGCCUCACACUCUGGACACUUGUGGUUUCAAUAGCAGCCAUCCUCUGGCUAUCAUCAUUCAUGGCUGGUCGUUGGACGAAAUGAUGGACAACUGGAUAUCCAGGUUGGCAUCGGCACUAAAAAGCUCAGAAGGACACAUCAAUGUAAUGAUUGCAGAUUGGCUGACUCUGGCACACCAGCACUACCCUAUAGCUGCUCAGAACACACGCAUUGUGGGCCAGGACAUUGCCCACCUGCUGAGGUGGCUAGAGGAUUUCAAACAAUUCCCUUUGGGAAAAGUACAUUUGAUAGGUUACAGCCUUGGAGCUCAUAUAUCUGGGUUUGCUGGGAGUAACCUAGCUGUGUCUGGAAAAACCUUGGGAAGAAUUACAGGUUUGGAUCCUGCGGGUCCAUUGUUUGAGGGAAUGUCUCAUACUGAAAGACUCUCACCCGAUGAUGCUAGCUUUGUGGAUGCCAUCCACACAUUCACCCAAGAGCGCAUGGGGCUCAGUGUGGGCAUCAAACAGCCUGUUGCCCACUUUGACUUCUAUCCCAAUGGAGGAUCAUUUCAACCAGGGUGCCAGCUGCAUGUGCAAAACAUUUAUGCACAUUUAGUCCAGUAUGGGAUUAUGGGUAUUGAGCAGACGGUGAAGUGUGCCCAUGAGCGCGCUGUGCAUCUCUUCAUUGACUCCCUGUUGAACAAAGACAAGCAGAUUAUGGCCUACAAGUGCAGCGACAACACGGCUUUCGAUAAAGGCUACUGUCUGGACUGCCGAAAGAACCGCUGUAACACUUUGGGUUAUGACAUCAAGAAAGUCUGCACCGACACAAGCAAGAAACUGUUUCUCAAAACCCGUUCACACAUGCCCUACAAAUUGUUCCAUUAUCAAUUCAAGAUCCAGUUCAUCAGCCAAACUGAUAAGAUGGAGCCCACCCUCACAGUCUCUCUAGCUGGGACACUGGGAGAAAGUGAACAUUUACCCAUAACACUAGUUGAGGAGAUUUCAGGUAACAAGACUUUUACCUUCCUCAUCACUCUGGAUACUGACAUCGGUGACCUGAUGAUAUUGCGCUUCACCUGGGAGGGAAGCCCAGUAUGGACAAACAUGUGGAGCACGGUUAAGUCCAUGAUACAUGGGACCAAAAGCAGCAGAGGACCACAGCUCACAGUGGGGAAGAUCACAGUGAAAGCAGGAGAGACCCAGAGGAAAACUUCGUUUUGUCCACAGACAGAUGAAGGCGUGUACAUCGAGCCGUCGCAGGAGAAGGUGUUCGUGCGCUGUGAAAAGAAGCGGAGGAUGAGGAUGAUGAUGAAGCACGACUAAAGCAAACUCACCUCACACCUGAUCGUGUCUUCAAAGCCUUGGGGACGAAUGGGACUAGAUUUCCUGUAAUAUAUGGUUAAUAUUUCGAACUUUACAUUUUUUAUGAGAAAUUAAAGAAUGACCAAGUGUACAAAGAUUUUGUUAUUAAAAACGGGUUUUGUAUUUUAAUUACACUGUAGGCUAUGCCAACUUUUAGUAGAAGUCCUCGUUCCAGAAUCUGAUUGGCACAGGCACAGGCCGCUCUCUUGAUUGACCCUGUGUUUUAGUGUUGAUACUGUACCACUGAUCUUUAUCUCGAUUCUAGAGCAGUUGUUGAUACCUGUUUGUGAUGUCUGUGUGUGGACCGCACUGCAGUAUGGAGCCAAAAGAGUCUCAAUAAAGAUAAAU